GCCGUUUGUGGAGGGACACGCCACUGCCAGGCCGUGGGCAACAUCACUGAUGGGAUUCCCAGGAGUUGCUCGACGGAGAAACCGAGAGGGGUGGACUCGUUGUAAAUAAUUAAAUAUCCAUCCGCUGCUAAAAAUAUUUGAAACAUGCAUCUACAUCAGGUGCUGACGGGAGCUGUGAACCCCGGGGAUUGCUGCUACUCGGUGGGAAGCGUGAAUGACGUUCCGUUUACGGCCUAUGGCUCAGGCUGUGAUAUAGUGAUCCUGGCCAGCGACUUUGAGUGUGUACAGAUUAUCCCAGGAGCUCAGCAUGGAAACAUACAGGUGGGCUGUGUGGAGUGCUCCCACCAACUUGGCAGGAUUGCCGCGUCCUACGGGAACACAGUCUGCAUCUUUGAACCCAUCGCUACCAACCCAAACAAACGACACAAGCAGCUUAACUAUCAGUGGCAAAAGACAGGACAGUUCUUCCUUGAUGCCAUCACCUACAACCUGGCCUGGGACCCACAAGGGAAUCGUAUUCUAGCAGCAACUGAGCGCCUCCAGCUGUGGGCCCCGCCGUUGACCGAUGCCCUGAUAGAGGAGGAAGAUGGUCAGACCACAGAUGACAAACCCCACCCUGUCCUCAAUGACUGGAAGUGUGUCUGGCAAUGCAAGACCGCUGCGUCCAUUCACAUAGCCAAGUGGUCUCCUGAUGGGGAGUAUUUUGCAACUGUUGGGAAGGAUGACUGCCUGCUCAAGGUGUGGUAUCCCAGCAUAGCCUGGCGUUCUGCUGUGGUGGUCCAGGACCCUUCUGAUAAGAAGCCCCCACCUGUUCACUUCUCAUUUGUUUACCUCGCUCACCCUCGUUCAGUCACUGGCAUGUCCUGGAGGAAGACCAGCAAGUAUAUGCCCAAGGGUUCAGUGUGCAACGUGUUGCUGACAUCCUGCGAUGAUGGCGUGUGCAGGCUGUGGUCAGAGACCCUUCUUCCAGAGGACAGCCUGCUGGGGGGGCAGAUCUCUGAGAACACACACACCUUCAGCUCCAGCCUGCCUGGUCUGGGGGGCAAUAAGGACAAGAUACAGCAUGCACUGGAGUCGAUCCAUCACCUGAAGCAUCUGCGCCGGGGCAGACGAAGGUCCUCUGCUCUUGUGGCUCACACUGAGCUACUUCCCUCUCAGCUGGGCACACAGGACACACACACUCACCGCCACAUUGCUCACCAUGCCAACGCCCUGUGUCACUUCCACAUCUCUGCCAGUAUUAACCCCAGCACAGACAUCCCAUCCAUGCUGGCUGACUCUGCAGUGUUCAGCCCAGAGGAUAGCACUGGCGGGGGAGGUUUUGUGGUCCACUGGCUCAACAACAAGGACCUUAGCUUUACUUCCUCCAUGGAUCUCUUCAUGCUGCAGCUCCGUAAGUUUUCUGAACAGCAGUUGGAACAGACUACUGAUGACCCCCUGGAACCAGAAAGCUCUCCCAUGAAGUUUGACUUUGAUCUGGACGAGAUGUCCGACAAGACAUCCUCUGAACAUGGUGAAGAGGGUGAACCUGGAGAGCAGGGAAGUACAAAGGCUUCAUCACCAGGCUCAAGUUCCAGCAUGCCACUACCCUCCAUGCUACUUGAGAGGAAGAUGGAAACAUUGACCAUAGAGUGGAACAAGAGCCCGGACAUGCUGUUUACCAUCCACCCCGCUGAUGGCUCUUUUCUAGUUUGGCACAUUAAGUACCUGGAUGAGUUUAUCCAAGGCAUCUUCAGACAGGUCCAGGUGUCUUUCUCUUCUCGAAUUCCAGUGGCAUUUCCUACAGGCGACGCCAACUCAUUGAGUAAAAACAUCUUGAUGUAUGCCUGCACUGUGACUGAGGGUGAGAGCCCAGGGGCAGCAGAGCAGGGCAGGCGAGCCCACCGUGUACCCCGCUCUGCCUCAGCUUUGGCUGGCCUAGGACCACCUGCCCUGGGGCCCUCCCUCACUCCUCGCCCUGGGAUUGGCCCUGCUGUAAUGAUGAUCUCUAAACACGUUGAUGGAUCUCUCAACCAGUGGGCAGUGACCUUCGCUGAGCGCUCUGCCUUCUCCAAUGUUCUGACUGUGUCUCACAAGUUCCGCUACUGUGGCCACCGCUUUCAUCUGAAUGAUCAAGCAUGCCACACGGUGCUGCCACUGCUGCUGACCUCCUCACAUCACAAUGCCCUGCUCACCCCUCCCUCAGCUCCUGGCAGUCUGGAUGGGGAGCAGCCCCCUUCCCUACCCCUACCCAAAGGACAAGCCAGGAAGCAACUUCGUAAUGCAGCUACAAGGACAUUCCACGACCCUAAUGCCAUCUACAGCGAGCUGAUCCUGUGGAGGGUGGACCAUAUUGGACCCCUGUCCUGCACUGGGGGGGUCUCUGAGUUGGCCCGCAUCAACUCGCUGCACACCUCUGCCUUCAGCAAUGUUGCCUGGUUGCCCACACUUGUGCCCAGCUCUGUACUUGGAACCUACUGUAAUAGUGCCAGCGCUUGCUUUGUAGCAUCAGAUGGUAAAAACCUGCGUCUCUACCAAGCUGUAGUUGAUGCCAGGAAACUACUAGAUGAGCUGUCAGACCCUGAAACAUCUAAAUUGGUUGGCGAGGUGUUCAAUAUUGUAAGUCAGCAGUCCACUGCCAGGCCAGGAUGUAUCAUAGAGUUGGAUGUCAUCACCAACCAGUGUGGCUCUAACACCCAGCUGCUGCAUGUGUUCCAAGAGAACUUCAUUCUAGGCUAUAAGCCACAGGAAGAGCCAGAGAUGUACGCAUCUAACUUUCCCUCCACUGAGGAAUACCACCCUCCCCCAUUCUCUGAGAAGUUCUUCUUGGUGGUGAUAGAGAAGGAUCUCAACAGGAAUUCUGUCCUGCAGAUGUGGCAUCUGCACCUCAAGUCUGUCCAAGCCUGCAUGGAUGACCCCGUUCCAGACUACAGCCUCCAGAGCCAGUUGAUGGUUCCCAAUCAAGCCAUAAAUCCUGAAUCCUCCCCGGAGACCUCCCCAGUGAGUCCCUUGCCCCGCUCAGCCUCCACAGCCAACCUUCAGUCAGCCAGCAAGUUGAUCCUCAGCUCCAAGCUGGUGUACAGCAAGCGGCUGGACCUGCCCCAUGGAGUGGAGGUCACCCGGGCCACUCCCUCUGCUGGCCAUCUGAGUUCUUCCUCCAUCUAUCCAGUGUGCCUGGCUCCCUAUCUGAUUGUCACCACCUGCUCUGACUCCCGUGUGCGGUUCUGGCGCUGCGCUGUGGAGGGCGAGGAGGGGGAUGGCGAGGAGUGGCAUGAAAAGCAUGUUUACCGCUGGGAGCCCUGGCCCCUGCUUAAUGAGGAGGAUGAUAACAAUAGCACUGUGUGUGUGUCGGGACGUCCUGUAGCAGUGUCCUGCUCUUAUACUGGCCGGCUGGCAGUGGCCUUCAAACAGCCACGACAGGGACAGCCCCAAGGUACUGGAGGUGACUUUUCCAUGCACGUGUCCAUCUAUGAGUGUGAGUCUACUGGGGGCUCAGAAUGGGUGUUAGAGCAGACUCUCCACUUGGAUGACUUUACCAGACCCUCUUCAACCUUGGACCCUCGAGUCAGUGUUGACUCCAACCUCUUUGUCUACAGCAGAAAUGACCUGUAUAUGUGCAGAGAUCACAGCUCCCCCAAUAUCAAGCACUAUGUUCACCUGGACUGGCUCUCUAAGGAGGAUGGAUCCCACAUCCUCACUGUUGGGGUUGGAUCCAACAUCCUCAUGUAUGGGCGCAUCUCUGGCAUGGUCAAUGAGCAGACCAGCAGCAAGGAGGGGGUAGCUCUCAUCACCCUUCCCCUAGGGGGCAGCAUCAAACAGGGCAUCCGCUCUCGCUGGAUACUGCUCAGGUCUGUGAACCUGGUGUCUUCCGUAGAUGGCACGCCGUCGCUGCCUGUCUCACUUUCCUGGGUGAGGGAUGGCAUCCUGGUUGUGGGCAUGGACUGUGAGAUGCAUGUGUAUGCUCAAUGGCAUCAGGACAGAAAGCCCGGGGAGGCAGAAGACGGCAGCUUGUCUUCAGUCGACAAUAUAUCUAUGGGCCAGACUGGAGGCACCUCUUCAGUGUUUGAAGGGAGACCCAGGUCAAAAAGUGUGUUUGAAGGGAGUGCUGGUGUAGACGAGGCCCUUCGUGCCCCAGCAGGACUGCAGGAUGGAGGGCUAUUUGAGGCGGCUCACUCCCUGUCUCCAACUCUUCCUCAGUACCAUCCCACCCAGUUGCUAGAACUGAUGGAUCUGGGAAAGGUUCGGCGUGCUAAGGCUAUCCUGUCCCACUUGGUAAAGUGUAUUGCUGGGGAGGUAGCCAUUGUCAGGGAUGUGGAAGCAGGUGAGGGCGGAACCAGGAGGCACCUGUCCAGAACCAUCAGUGUGACUGGCAGCACAGCCAAGGAUACCAUCGUGGCAGGUCGCGAUGGAGGCAGGGACUACACAGAGAUCAACUCAAUCCCUCCCCUGCCCCUCUAUGCCCUGCUGUCUGCUGACCUGGACACUUCAUAUAAGGGAGGGGAGGAGGCCGCCAAGGGAGCCAAAGCAGCCGAGGGCGAAGGGGGCCAGAAGAGUGCAGAGGACCAGUAUGCAGACCUCUUUCAGGUGCAGGCUGUGACCACAGACGACUUUGUUAGCUUUGCUACUGAGAAACCGGAGAAGAAGUCACGAGUCAUCAACCUCUCUCAAUAUGGCCCCACCUACUUUGGACCAGAACAUGCACAGGUUUUAUCUAGUCACUUGAUGCACUCCAGCCUGCCAGGGCUGACCAGAUUGGAACAAAUGUUCCUCGUGGCUCUGGCUGAUACUGUGGCAACUACCAGUUCUGAGGUCACCAGCUCCACCGACCAAAAGUACACAGGUGGUGAGACUCUAGAUGAGUGUGGCCUGAGGUACCUGUUGGCCAUGCGUCUCCACACCUGUCUGCUCACCUCCUUGCCCCCCCUCUACCGCAUGCAGCUGCUCCACCAAGGCCUGUCAACAUGCCACUUUGCUUGGGCCUUCCACUCUGAGGCAGAGGAGGAGAUGCUUAACAUGAUUCCAGCCAUGCAAAGAGGGGACCCUCAGUGGUCUGAGCUGAGGGCUGUAGGGGUGGGCUGGUGGAUACGCAACAUCAACACACUGCGCAAGAUGGUGGAAAAGAUAGGUAAAGCUGCAUUCCAGAGAAACAAUGACCCGCUGGAUGCUGCUCUGUUCUACUUGGCCAUGAAGAAGAAGGCUGUCCUCUGGGGCCUUUUCCGGUCCCAGCACGAUGAGAAAAUGACUCAGUUUUUCAAGAAUAAUUUCACUGAAGAUCGAUGGCGAAAGGCAGCUCUAAAAAAUGCUUUCUCCCUGCUGGGCAAGCAGCGCUUUGAACAGUCUGCCGCCUUCUUUCUUCUAGCGGGAUCACUCAAAGAUGCCAUAGAGGUGUUGUUAGAGAAGAUGGAGGACCUCCAGCUAGCCAUGAUAGUAGCCAGGCUGUAUGAGGCUGACUUCGAGAGCUCAUCCACCUGCCAGGGCCUGCUUUAUGAGAAGGUCCUCGGUUGUAACAGGGACGGCAGCAGUUACCAUUGCUCUAAGCUCCAUCCAGACCCCUUCCUCCGCAGCAUUGCUUUCUGGAUGAUGAAAGACUACACUCGAGCCCUGGACACUUUGCUGGAGCGUAUUCCAAAAGAGGAUGACGAGAACCCCGAUAUGACGGUGAAAUCAUGUAACCCUGUGGUGUUCAGUUUCUAUAACUACUUGAGGACACACCCCCUAAUCAUCCGUCGCCACUUCGCAUCACCAGAGGGCACAGCAACCACUGUGGGACUCACCGCUGAGAGGAGCAGUGCAGAUGAGAUCAACCUCAUAGAGCGCAAACUCUUCUUCACCACUGCCAAUGCACACUUCAAGGUGGGCUGCCCAGUCCUGGCUCUUGAAGUGCUUUCCAAGAUCCCAAAGGUAACCAAGAAAUCUGGCUCCUCCCCCCUCAGUAAAGGUUCAUCCAUGGCCAACAUGAGCUCCAGCAAACCUGUGGAAAAUGGUACCCGGGGAAGCAUGGACUGGGGUGCCCCAGCUUCCCCUACCCAGGCCUGGGAAACCAACAAUAGUGCUGCAGGGCUAGACUGGAGCCAGCCUAUGGUCAAGGUGGAGAACGAGGGGCUGCAGCUUGACUGGGGAGAUGACAAGGAGGAUGAUGAUGAGGAUGAUGAGGGAGGUCUGACUAUGAAAAAAUCAGAAACUGAGUCCAAAGCAGAGGAGGGGUUCAACAGCGGCCACCCUAGGCUACAGAGAGAGGACUCUCAGGGUGAGUCAGAGGUGGACGUAAUAGCAGAACAGCUGAAGUUCCGUGCCUGUCUGAAGAUCCUAAUGACAGAGCUGCGCACAUUGGCCACAGGCUAUGAAGUGGACGGAGGAAAGCUCCGCUUCCAGCUCUACAACUGGUUGGAGAAAGAGAUUGGUGCCAUGCAUAAAAUUUGCAAUUACAAGGUGGAUGGAAAAGAGGAGAGUAAUGAGGGAGAGCGCUGGGGGGAGCGCGGGACAUCUCUGGACAUCUCUGAUGAGGCCCUGGAGCGAACGGAGGCAGGGGCCUACGAGCGUCACCAGAUGGAGCGCCAGCGUCUGCAGGCUAAGCAGCUGCAUUCAGAGAGGCGGAAAGCAUGGUUGAGGAAGAAUCAGGCCCUGCUGAGGGUCUUCCUCUCCUACUGCAGCCUGCACGGCGCCAAAGGAGGAGGAGUCACCUCCGUACGCAUGGAGCUCAUCUUCCUGCUGCAGGAGAGCCAACAGGAGAUUACAGUGAAGCAACUUAAGUCUCCCCUGCCUCUGCCCACCACUCUGCCCCUGCUGUCAGCCAGUAUUGCCCCAACUAAGACGGUCAUAGCCAACCCUGUCCUCCACCUCAGCAACCACAUCCACGACAUCCUCCACACUAUCACCCACAUGGAGGCUCCUCCACACCCUGACGUUAUGGAUGAUCGGGUAAAUGCCUUGCACACUCUGGCAGCAUCUCUGUCUGCCUGCAUCUACCAAGCGUUGUGUGACAGCCACAGUUACAGCUGCCAAGCUGAAGCCAACCAGUUCACAGGGAUGGUUUACCAGGGUCUGUUGCUCAGUGAGAGAAGACGGCUCCGUACAGAGAGUAUUGAGGAGCAUGUCACUCCCACGUCAGCUCCUGCACAGUGGCCAGGUGUGUCAUCCCUGAUCUCCCUGGUGACUUCGGCCAGAGAGGAGGACCAGCCUAGGCUCAACGUGUUGCUGUGUGAGGCGGUGGUGGCCGUUUAUCUGUCCCUGCUCAUCCACGGUCUGGGCAUGCACAGCAGCAACGAGCUGUUCCGCCUAGCAGCACACCCCCUCAACAACCGCAUGUGGGCCGCUAUUUUCGGAGGAGGGGCCAAAGUCAUCAUUAAGCCAAAGAGGCCUGAGGCCCCACCAGCCGUGCCCCUUCAACCCCCAGCUGAGGAUGUGGACCGGCACAGGCGCCGAUUCAACAUGAGAAUGCUGGUUCCCGGGCGCCCUGUCAAAGAGACCCAGGCUGCUCCGCCUCCUUUGCCCAUAGAGAGACCCACCUACAGGGAGAAGUUCAUCCCACCUGAGCUCAGCAUGUGGGACUACUUUGUAGCCAAACCCUUCCUGCCUCUGUCAGACAGCGGUGCUUUGUAUGACUCAGACGAGAGCGGGGCGGAGGACGAUGAGGAUGAUGAUGAUGCCUUCCUCUCUGACACACAGAUAACGGAGCACUCUGACCCCAACUCCUACAGCUGGGCUCUCAUUAGGCUGGUUAUGGUCAAACUUGCUCUACACAACGUUAAGAACUUCCUCCCACUCACUGGUCUCGACUUUACAGACCUGCCGGUGACCUCUCCUCUCUGUAACGCUGUGCUGAAGACUCUGGAGAACUGGGAGCAGCUGCUACUGGAAAGGAUGAACAAUUUUAAUGGCCCCCCUCCCAACUACAUUAACACCUACCCAACUGACCUCAGUGCAGGAGGGGGGCCUGCCUUACUUCGACACAAGGCCAUGCUGGAGCCAGACAACACACCUUUCAAAACCAAGAACCACCUGUCCUUCCCAGCCAGGCGUCUUUGGCAUUUCCUGGUUAAACAGGAGGUCCUUCAGGAGAUUUUGAUCCGUUAUAUUUUCACAAAGAAGAGGAAGCAGUGUGAGUCUGUAGACACCCACUCGGACCAUCUAAGCCCAAACUGCAUUGCAGGAGCUAGCAGUCCUGAUAAGGUGGAGGCUGAUCUGGGCUACCCAGGAGGAAAGGCUAAAAUCAUCCAUAAGGAGUCUGAUAUAAUCAUGGCCUUCGCCAUCAACAAGGCUAACUCCAAUGAGAUAGUAUUAGCGUCCACCCAUGAUGUCCAGGAAGUGGAUGUGUCCACUCUGGUGGCUGCCCAGCCCUUUACAUGGAUAGGAGAGGACUUCGACAAGGAGUCCCGCAGCUCUGAUGAUGCAGACUACCGCUCAUCUCACACCAACAUUGCCCAGGCGAGCUCUGUCCCCUUCGCACAAACGCAAAUGCCGGUCUCUGCCUCCAUGCCUUGGCUGGGCACUGGGCAAACCAGCAUGGGAGCCAGUGUGAUCAUGAAGAGGAACUUAAACAAUGUGAAACGAAUGACAUCCCACCCCAUAUAUCAGUAUUACAUGACAGGGGCUCAGGACGGUAGUGUGAGAAUGUUUGAGUGGAACAGACCUCAGCAGCUCAUUUGCUUCAGACAAGCAGGCAAUGCCAGGGUAACACGACUGUACUUCAACUCCCAAGGCAAUAAGUGUGGUGUCGCCGAUGGAGAAGGUUUCCUCAGUCUCUGGCAGGUCAACCAGACCUCCUCCAACCCCAAACCCUACCUGAGUUGGCAGUGCCACAGUAAGACUUGUGGAGACUUUGCCUUCAUCACCUCUUCUAGUCUCAUCGCCACAGCAGGACAGUCCAAUGACAGCAGGAAUGUGUGUCUGUGGGAUACUCUUAUUGCGCCCAGUAAUACCAUGGUCCAUGCAUUCCCCUGCCAUGAGAAUGGGGCCACUGUGCUGCAGUACGCUCAAAAACAGCAACUUCUGAUCACUGGAGGAAGGAAGGGCUUUGUAUGCGUGUUCGACAUCCGCCAGAGGCAGCUACUCCACACCUUCCAGGCCCACGACUCAGCCAUCAAGGCCCUGGCCCUGGACAGCUUCGAGGACUUCUUCGUCACCGGCUCUGCAGAGGGCAACAUGAAGGUAUGGAAGCUAUCAGGUCAUGGGCUCAUGCACUCCUUUAGCAGUGAGCAUGCCAAGCAGUCCAUCUUCCGCAACAUAGGGGCUGGUGUCAUGCAAGUGGAGACCCGGCCCAUUAAUCGCAUAUUCACCUGCGGGGCAGACGGCACCCUGAAGAUGAGAGUCCUCCCUGACCGCUAUAACAUCCCCAACAGCAUCUUUGAUGUCCUGUAAUGUCUGCUUCAACUUCUGAGGGUCUGACGAGAGGAAGGGUGGGAAAGAGGGAGAGAGGCAGCACUGAGGCAUAUAUAUCUUGCACUAGAUGUUAAUGGGUUUUAAUUGACAAUGAAGAGAGAGGUAGUCAAGAGGUAACCAUGCUUUUUGGCAGCUUUGAGUGUGCACUGUUCCAUGGGUUUACUGCUUAUGUAAAUCAGAUCACCAGUGAUGAAUGGAGCUGCGAACAAUUUUCCCCCCCUUCGCAAAGCCUGAAAGCAAAGAGUUACAAGCAAAAGGUAUCAUACUUGAUUUUAAAGCUAGAUUUAUUGUAAUUUUAUUGAAGAAUCUCUACUUGUAGAGUGUGUCCAUAGGGAAGCUAUGCAUGUCCUGUUCUUGUUACGCGGUGCAAUCACAGGUCUAUUGAUAGUGCUCUGUAAAAGUGCUCAAGCAAAAAUUUUAAAAGUGUGUAACUGUUGUCAUUUUGUGCCCACAGCUGAAAUCUCUUAGCAUCUACUUUAACCAGCACUGUGGUUUGUUAUUAAGUCAGUGGUUUCCAGUGUGAAUCGAGUUAUUGGAAUCUGCAUUUUGUUUCAAUGGUUUUCACACCCCAACCCCACCACCACCCCCACCCCGGCUUCCCUCUACCCUUAUGGAAGGGUUUGAUGGUGCAUUGCUCCUGUAGUGAUCCCUGUUUCACUGGCUGCCCAGACACAUGCUCAGACCUUAACCCAGUAUGGCUUGACCCUGCCUUGGUUUGGUCUUUAACUGUGUGUUCACUCUGCCGUGUUUGCCAUCUGUACGCCUGCCCGCCCACCUGCCCUCAAAUGCCUGUUUGUGUGGCAGGCUCACUGCUAGAACAUUCUUGUUUGGAAGAUGAUGUGUUUUACACCUGUGACUGUGGUUUCAACGUCUCCAUUUGUCUGGUCCAAUCCCAACACCCUCCCACCCUGAGCAGAAACACAAAGGUUCACUUCUGG
Messenger RNA from Lampris incognitus (smalleye Pacific opah), 10295 nucleotides. It is a transcript of the gene dmxl2, whose product is annotated as Dmx-like 2. The coding region runs from base 145 to 9336 and encodes 3063 amino acids. The record is from RefSeq and is a predicted model, not a curated record. Gene Ontology annotation, molecular function: protein binding. The transcript is spliced from 54 exons. NCBI's taxonomy places the organism in Eukaryota, Metazoa, Chordata, Actinopteri, Lampriformes, Lampridae. Gene Ontology annotation, biological process: vacuolar acidification. Gene Ontology annotation, cellular component: RAVE complex.